Molecule: messenger RNA, 1502 nt
Organism: Podospora pseudopauciseta
Lineage: Eukaryota; Fungi; Ascomycota; Sordariomycetes; Sordariales; Podosporaceae
Exons: 3
Coding region: 507-1502 (331 amino acids)
Source: RefSeq, a predicted model, not a curated record
CACAGAUUGCUUGCGCCCGUGCAUCCUGCACGCCAGAACACGGGAUUCUGUCUCGUGGCUGUAAGACAUUGCGUGUCUGAAGAUUCCAUGUGUAAGCCUCGACGAUGCACACACCUUAGCUAAGCAUUUGUGCCAAGACGUCACCAUCUUGAGCCGGCCCCCCCGGGUGCUAUGAAAACCGUUGCCGAGGUUUUGAAGCCAUGUUCUGCUUCGUUCACCCCGGCACUCCUUCCCGUAAGAGCUGAUUGCUGGUCACGUCGGUACAAGCUUGUGCCGUUGGCACUGACAUCGAAGCUCAGUCUCACCAGAGUUACUGCAACCCUAGCCUCCCGGGAUCCACCCUCUCCGUGUGUCCGCUCGCCUGCGACAUCGACGCGAGCAAGGUGGAUCCGUCCAAAGCAAUUCCCGCCAGCCGUCGUGCGGUGCCUGGCAGACAGGUUGCGAAACCCGGAUUUCGGUGACAUAAAACCCGUCUUGUCUUCCUCGCCCGAGGCCGCCUCUUCGCCAUGUCCUCCCGUUUACUCUCGGCCACGCGACGCCAUACUUCCACCCUCCGCCUUGUCUCUACCCCUAGGUCUAGGCACUGUAUCCCAACACCACCGUCUCGUGCUAUCUCGACUACCACAGAUUCGGCCAGUGCUUCCGUUGCAGCCGAUAAACCGCCGUUUUUCCGUCGAACCGCCUCCGUCACCGGCCGCAUCCUCCUCUUCACCGCUCUCGGCUUCAUCAUGGCCGCUGCGCCCGCGUACGAGUCCGCUAGGACAAUCCUUUCGCCACCAGAUGAUGCUGCCAGCCUCACCAUGUACGCUCCCGAAGAUGACGAUGCCAAGGCCAAGGAAGACUACAUCAACUCACACCCCCUGGUCGCCUCCCUUCGCGCCGACCCUGAUAUGAUUGAGUCUCGCCCGCAUAUGAAAAUACCCGAGACCUGGAGGAAGCACAACUUGACAGGCGGCACACUCAUGGGACCAGGGAAAGUGACAGUUCCUCCUUUUAGUUGGUCAGAACGAAGCGGCAAGAGCUAUGUUCAAAUAUCGCACGUGGGAACCGACUUGUGCGGCCAUGAAGGCAUCAUCCACGGCGGAUUCCUCGCCACGAUGUUGGACGAGGGGCUGGCGCGGUGCUCUUUUCCUGUGCUGCCUUUUAACGUGGGCAUGACAGCCAAGCUUGAGAUCAAUUACAAGGCACCCGCCAUGGCCAAUCAGUAUCUGGUGCUCCGGGCGACGACAGUCAAGGCAGAGGGGAGGAAAGCGUGGGUUGAGGGCCAUAUCGAGACUUUGCCUACCGAGGAGGGCCAGCAGCCAACAGUACUGGCCACGGCGAGCGCUCUUUUCAUUUCUCCUAGACAGGCAUCGGUAUGGACAUUUCUGAAUGCAGACCCUCAGGCCGAUUCAAGACACGUUCUGCUGACAAACUUGGCGCUUACAGACCAUGGCAAAGAUUUACCCAGUAACAUGAAACAGCGCACGCAAGCUCGUGGUGAGUGGGGGACUGGGAGAUGA